Molecule: messenger RNA, 1125 nt
Organism: Hemisphaericaspora subhashii
Lineage: Eukaryota; Fungi; Ascomycota; Pichiomycetes; Serinales; Debaryomycetaceae
Product: NAD(P)/FAD-dependent oxidoreductase
Exons: 1
Coding region: 1-1125 (374 amino acids)
Cellular component (GO): cytoplasm
Molecular function (GO): flavin adenine dinucleotide binding; electron-transferring-flavoprotein dehydrogenase activity
Source: RefSeq, a predicted model, not a curated record
AUGACUAAUAACACGAAAAGAGUCAUAAUCCUUGGGGCUUCCUAUGCUGGAAUUCUUGCUUUGAGGACUUUGCUUUCCAGGAAGAAUCCAGCCAAUCUCGAAUUGGUCAUCAGGAUCAUCUCGCCAAAUGAUCAUACAUAUUUCAAUAUGUCUAGUCCUAGAUUGUUGGUCGAGCCUGAUUCAAUUAACAAAGUGGUUUUCAGUCUCCAAGACUUAAUUUCCAAAUUGAAAGUUAAUUCUAAACAUAAAGUGGAAUAUGUCCAAGGGUCAGUUAAAAAUGUUGAUUUGGAUAAUAGACAAGUGGAUCUUCAUAAAUCUGAAUCUUCUUUAAAUUAUGACUAUUUAAUGGUUGCGACAGGUACUAGAAGUGAUUGCUUGGCUUUAAAAUUGGACAACUUACUUGAUCAUUCGUAUUCCAUAAACGCAGUAAAACGCUUAUCUGAGGAUAUAAAGCACGCCGAAAGCAUCGCUGUUGUAGGUGCUGGAAUCACCGGGGUUGAAGUUAUAGCUGAAUUAUCAUCCAAUUAUGGAAAGACUACAACGUUCGAUUUAUACACUGGUAAUGAACAUCUCCUCCCGGAAUUGAAGGAAUGCCACAGACGACAAGUUGUUGAGAGAUUAACAAAUUUUGGUGUUUCAAUUAUCAAUAAUGAAAAGGUUAAAGUAAGCAAGGACUCGAAAUCAGUUAUUUUUAAGGACGGGACAGUAAAAGAAUAUUCGCUUGUCAUUCCUACUUUUAGAAAUAUUCCAAAUACAGAAUUCCUUCCCGGAAAAGUUUUAGCCGCUUCAGGCUAUGUGUAUACAGACAAGCAUCUCCGCCUUGAGAAAUAUCAUAAUGUGAUUUGUUUGGGUGAUAUUUUAGAAAUGGGUGCAAGUUCUUGUGUUGACUUAGUUUAUGCUCAAAAACUGGUGCUUGAAUCGACAGUAGAUUAUGAGAUUUUCGAGCAGAAAUCAGUAAAGUUAAAGACACAUAAAAAAUAUGAACCAUCUUACCAGUUCGUUAUUCCAUUGGGAAAGGAUGGUGGUGUUGGUGUUGCGUAUGGAAUCUGCUUACCCAAUUUCUUGGUGAGAUACGCAAAAGCCAAAGAUUAUUUUAUUCCUAAAGCAAAAGAGGUUUUCGGGUAG